Mytilus trossulus (common blue mussel) is the source of this 2828-nucleotide messenger RNA. RefSeq names its product probable ATP-dependent RNA helicase DDX41. Gene Ontology annotation, molecular function: zinc ion binding; ATP binding; RNA binding. Bases 151 to 1974 code for a protein of 607 amino acids. NCBI's taxonomy places the organism in Eukaryota, Metazoa, Mollusca, Bivalvia, Mytilida, Mytilidae. The record is from RefSeq and is a predicted model, not a curated record. Gene Ontology annotation, biological process: mRNA splicing, via spliceosome. Gene Ontology annotation, cellular component: spliceosomal complex. The transcript has 15 exons.
CUUCCGGAACGAUUUCUCACGUUUUGUCUUUAUUUUGAAACGUAAAAUAAUGUAAUUUAGUAAAUUUCAACCAUCGGCAGGAUUAAGGCGAUGGUAUAUAAACAAAAUCUUUGAAACAUACAAGUGAUUUAUAUAUCUAUUACUGACAGCAUGUCAAGUAAAUCGAGAAAGCGAUCAGGAGAGAAAGAAGACUCCUCAUCAGAUGAAGAAUAUGUACCUUACAUUCCAAUUAAACAAAGAAAGAAGAUGCAGAUCCAGGAGGCUGAGAAAAGAUUGGGAAAAGUAAAACCCAAGGAAGAAGAGAAAUCAGAAAGUAGUGAUGCCCCUGAAGAGGAAGAUCCAGGACCUAAGGCUCAUGUCAGCUUACUGGAUCAGCACAGUGAACUCAAGAAAAAAGCACAAGUUAGAAAAGAAACAGCUAGAGAAAAGAUGCUGAAAGAAGAACAGAAGAUUUUAGAAAGUGUUGCUGAGAACAAAGCUUUGAUGGGUGUGGCUGAGUUAGCUAAGGGUAUUCAGUAUGAAGACCCAAUAAAGACAGGCUGGACUCCACCCAGUUAUAUCUUACACAGAUCUGAACAUAAACAUGAAGAGCUGCGGAAGAAAUACCACAUUCUUGUGGAAGGUGAGGACUUGCCACCUCCAAUUAAAUACUUCAAGGAAAUGAAAUUUCCAAGAGCCAUAUUAAAUGCAAUGAAGCAUAAAGGCAUAACUAAACCUACACCUAUACAGAUACAAGGCAUUCCAGCAGUGCUGUUGGGUAGAGAUAUGAUUGGUAUUGCCUUUACUGGGUCAGGAAAAACUAUGGUAUUUAUACUGCCCAUUAUUAUGUUUUCUCUGGAACAAGAAAAAAGACUUCCAUUUAUAGAUGGUGAAGGACCAUAUGGAUUGAUUAUUUGUCCUUCUAGAGAAUUAGCCAAGCAGACUAGUGAAUUGGUAACUCAUUAUUGUAAGGCUUUGUCAGCAGACGGCUUCCCAGAAUUAAAAUGUGGUUUGUGUAUUGGUGGAGUUCCUAUAAAUGAUCAACUCAGUAUUAUUAAAAGAGGAGUCCAUAUUGUAGUGGCGACCCCUGGUAGAUUAAUGUUAAUGUUAGAUAAGAAGAUGAUGACGUUAGAUGUGUGUAGAUACUUAGUGAUGGAUGAGGCUGACAGAAUGAUUGACUUAGGAUUCGAAGAAGAUGUUAGAACAAUCUUCUCUUAUUUCAAGGGACAAAGACAGACUUUGCUGUUCUCAGCUACUAUGCCUAAGAAGAUCCAGAACUUUGCUAGGAGUGCUCUAGUAAAACCUGUGACAGUUAAUGUAGGCAGAGCUGGUGCUGCUAGUCAGAAUAUCAUACAGGAAGUAGAAUACGUCAAACAGGAAGCCAAAAUCUGUUAUAUCCUGGAAUGUCUACAGAAAACAUCACCACCUGUGUUGGUGUUUGCUGAACGCAAACAAGACGUAGAUGCCAUUCAUGAGUAUUUGUUACUGAAAGGAGUAGAAGCUGUAGCUAUCCAUGGUGGAAAAGACCAAGAAGAGAGAUCUCGAUCUGUAGAUCAGUUCAAGAAGUUUGAGAAGGAUGUACUUGUAGCCACAGAUGUAGCUUCUAAAGGAUUAGAUUUCCCGGAGAUUCAACAUGUUAUCAAUUAUGAUAUGCCAGAAGAUAUAGAAAAUUAUGUUCACAGAAUAGGAAGAACAGGAAGAUGUGGUAAAACAGGAAUAGCAACAACAUUUAUUAAUAAAGCUGUUGAGGAAUCAGUAUUGUUAGAUUUGAAACACUUAUUGAUUGAAGCAAAACAAAAAGUGCCACUAUUCUUAGCAAAUAUGGAGUCUGAAAAUGAGAAAUUUCUGGAUAUUGGAGGUGAAGUUGGUUGUUCAUACUGUGGAGGUCUUGGUCAUCGUAUUACAGAUUGUCCUAAACUGGAGGCCUUACAGACCAAACAGGCACAGGGUAUUGGUCGCCGUGACUACCUCGCAACAGGAAGUGCUGAUUACUGAGCACAAACUUUUCAAGAAACAUCACAAUGGAGAUUUUUUUCCCAUACAGAUAUUUUGAAUCACAAGAAAAGUUUUGUUGUCAUUCAACAUUUGUUAGAAUAUUUAUUACAUUGAUGUAAAAGUUAGUAAAACAGAGAUGUAAAGUCCUGAGUUUAAAGGAUACAUUCUACGUAUUAUAAAAUAGGUGAGAGGGAUGAAUUACAAGAAAUUAUUUUCUAAUAUCUUAACAUGGAAACAAGAAGAUACAAAAUGCAUGGAAAUCUGAUUAUAAAUUGUCAGAGUUAAAACAAGCAACUCUAAAUUAAUUAAUCUUAAAAGAUAUAAACAAUACUUAAACAUUAUUGAAAGUUCAGUAAAACUUACAAUCAAUUUUAGUUAUAUGACAUUUAGUUUUAGGAAAAGAGCAUCAGGGUUUGAACUUAUAUGAUUGCCUAAGGUUGGAAACAUUUGAUAUACCUUGAUGGUUAUUACAAAAGGACUAGAUACUUGAAUUUUGUAUUCUGUUUCUUUUAGCUUUUAAUUUAUAAAAUGAUCUACACAGCAACAUGUUUUUUUUUUAUAUUAGCAACGACUCAAAUCUUCUUGUGCAGACAAAGCUUUAGUGGUACAUGUUUUCAUUUAAUGUCAUUGCAUUGCCAUAUUAUCAGUUUAUUAAAAAUUGAGAUAAACUCGGGUCUCAAAAAAAUUAUCUUUAAAAAUUAUUUUUAUAAUAUUAGGUUAGUAGAUAUAUAUUUAUUUAGAUGUGGUAUGAAUGCCAAUGAGACAACUAUCCAUCCAGGUCACAAUUUGUGAAUACCUAACCAUUAUAAGUCAAAGUAUGGAACUCUUUUUUAUUUGAAAAACCAUUUAUAGUA